AUGCCCAAAAGCAGUAAAGUGACCCAGCGCGAGCACAGCAAUGAGCAUGUCACAGAGUCUGUGGCGGAUCUGCUGGCCUUGGAGGCCCCCAUGGACUACAAGAGCAGUCAGAUGAGCAUGAACAUGGCUGGAGGAGGACCGCCACCAAUAGGCAAGCAGCCAGACAUCUCCCCCGAUCUGGAAGACGGACGACCAGCCUGGAACAGCAAGCUGGAGUACAUACUGGCCCAGGUGGGCUUCUCAGUGGGUCUGGGCAACGUUUGGCGCUUUCCCUACUUGUGCCAGAAGAAUGGAGGAGGUGCAUACCUUGUCCCAUACUUCAUCCUGCUUCUCCUCAUUGGCAUCCCACUCUUUUUCCUGGAGCUGGCCGUGGGUCAGAGGAUCCGCAGAGGGAGCAUUGGGGUCUGGAACUACGUUUAUCCUCGACUGGGUGGCAUCGGUGUGUCCAGUUUAAUGGUGUGUGGCUUUGUGGGUCUCUACUAUAACGUGAUCAUAGGCUGGAGCAUCUUCUACUUCUUCCAGUCGUUCCAGUAUCCUCUGCCCUGGAGCGAGUGCCCUAUCCGGAGGAAUGGAAGCCAAGCCAUUGUGGAGCCAGAGUGUGAAAAGAGCUCUGCAACUACGUACUUCUGGUACCGUGAAACAUUGAACAUCACCAGCACUAUCGCUGACAGCGGAGGGCUGAACUGGAGGAUGACUCUGUCUUUGCUGGGAGCCUGGAUCAUCGUCUGUCUGGCGGUAAUUAAGGGCAUCCAGUCAUCCGGGAAGGUGAUGUACUUCAGCUCCCUGUUUCCAUAUGUGGUGCUCUUCUGCUUCCUGGUACGUGGAAUGUUUCUUAAAGGCGCUGUGGACGGCAUUGCUCACAUGUUCACCCCUAAGCUGGAGAUCAUGCUGGAGCCGCAGGUGUGGCGUGAGGCUGCCACUCAGGUUUUCUUCGCAUUGGGUCUGGGUUUCGGUGGAGUCAUCGCUUUCUCCAGCUACAAUAAGAGGGACAAUAACUGCCAUUUUGAUGCUGUGCUGGUCUCCGUCAUCAACUUCCUGACCUCCAUUUUAGCCACGCUGGUGGUGUUUGCUGUGCUUGGAUUCAAGGCCAACGUCUUGAAUGAGAAAUGCAUAGUGGAGAACGCUGAGAAGAUACUGGACCUUUUGAACUCAAAUGUGCUGAGUCAUGAUCUGAUCCCUCCUCAUGUUAACUUCUCCCACCUGACUUCUUCUGACUAUGCCGAGAUGUAUGAAGUGAUUAAAAUUGUAAAAGAAGACAGUUUCUCUCAGCUGGGCCUGGAGCAGUGUCUGCUGGAGGAUGAACUCAAUAAAGCUGUUCAGGGAACUGGUCUAGCCUUCAUUGCUUUCACAGAGGCCAUGACACAUUUCCCAGCAUCCCCCUUCUGGUCAGUAAUGUUCUUUUUCAUGCUGAUUAACCUUGGCCUGGGCAGCAUGAUCGGCACUAUGACUGGCAUCACCACUCCCAUCCUCGACACCUUCAAAAUACGCAAGGAGAUCCUCACCGUGGCCUGCUGUAUCGUGGCGUUUCUCUGCGGCCUGUUGUUCGUCCAGCGCUCAGGAAACUACUUUGUAACCAUGUUUGAUGACUACUCUGCCGGCCUGCCUCUCACUAUCGUAGUCGUCUUGGAAAAUGUGUCUGUGGCCUGGAUAUAUGGCACCAAGAGAUUCAUGCAGGAUCUGGAGGAUAUGCUGGGUUUUAAACCGUACAGGUUGUAUUUCUACCUCUGGAAGUACGUGUCUCCAGUCUGUCUUAUUAUUCUCAUUGCUGCCACUGUUGUUGAGAUGUCCAUAAGUCCACCUGGAUACAAUGCUUGGGUUCAGGACCUGGCUACAGAGAGGUUCCAGAGCUAUCCUCCGUGGGCGUUGGUCAUGUGUUUUGCCCUCAUCAUUCUGGCCAUGCUUCCUCUGCCCCUGGUCUUCAUCGCCCGCCAUUUCAACUGGCUGCCCGAUGGCUCCAACAAGCUGUCUGUCUCCUACCGCAAGAGCCUGACCAAGGACACGUCCAACCUGGAGGAUGAGACACGCUUCAUCCUGGGCAAGAACCCCAGCGAGGCGCCCUCCCCAAUGCCCAGUCACCGGGCAUACCUGGGCCCUGGCAGCACAUCGCCUGUGGAGCUCAUCACCAACUCCACCUCCAUCAGCGGCUAUGGCAGUGGCUACCAGACCAACCCCGCCCCGCCCAAAUCUGAAUCAUGAACCCCCACCAGCACACCCCAAAAGAACUGAGGCUGAGCUUGAUGCAGCGAUGGAGAAGAAGAGGAGGAAAAGGAAUUGAAGGGAGUGAAGUCACAGCCAUACAGAGGAAACGAUAGGAGAAGAAAGGACAAAAGGAAAAAUAGCCUGCAUUCACCAAGUCACUAGAACUAGCCCAAAAGUAACAGAAGGUAUAUUAACACCUUGUCUCUCUCCUACUCACCCAUCUGGACCAAAGCUGCUAAGCAUUUCCACUGAUGAGGGGGUGGACAGAGAUUGCACUGAAUCAUCCGCACAGUACUUAGAGGUCCACAUAACCGUCUGGUGAGUGGCUUACUAUGACUGCCCUUGCAUAUAGAUUUGCUUAUAAAUGAAAAUACUGUAGAUACAUUGUUAAAAACCAGUUUAAACCACUGACUAAACUCUGUAUGGCAAGGCUUUGGGUCCAGUAAUGGAUGCAAGAGGGAUGAAGCACAUAUUUAUAAAGGCUUUUCAGUAUGUUUCUCUCUGUUGUAACCUUAGCUCUUGCAGCCGACCACAAUGAUGCAGUGUUUAAUGAGCACUGUCCAAGCUGCAGGAAACUUUUAGACCUGCGUUUCCGUAAAUGGAAUUUCAGAGUGUGGAUGAAUAAAAAAAAGAAACAAAAAUUGAGCCUGCCAUUCUAAGUGGUGUAGCCAAACACAUAAAGAUGUAAGGGUAUCACAACAUUGAGAAAUAUACUGUACAGGUAAUGCUUAUGUAAUCAAUAGUAUUUACUCUAACUCUUGUUCUUUGUAAGUGUUCAUGCUUAUAGAUAGGCCUAGCACAGUCUACCAUGAUCUCACCUAGUACUGACCAAAUGUCUCCACUAAGGGGCAGCCAAUGUACCAAAAAAAAAACAAACAAAACACAAUAUAGUCUUAAUGCAGUAUCAAUCAUACACAGUAUCAAUGACAGCUCGGUUUUGUGGUUAUAGGAAAUUUUGUUGUGUUUUUUUCCUUAAGGUUUCAUUUUGGAAAGCCUUCAUUAGAUAUAGAUAUAUCUAGUUUUAGUAAUAAAAUGACUGCCAGAACAGAAAAAGAUAGCACAAAAAGAAGCACAUUUAUGUUUUUUUGGAGAUGCAGUACCAGUACAGGAGAUUUUCAAGGCAGUCUUCACCAAGCACAAAAAACUAUAGUACAGCUUAUAUAAAAAUAGGCUAAUGUUGUUGCCUAACAGUAGGAUUACACAAUUUUCUGUGAGUAACUUAAUUGGUUGAAUUAGCUCAGCCUGAUUUUCUUAUUAUCUGUAAAAAAAAAAAAAAAAAAGUAAAAAGACUGCACACCCAAAAAAGCAACAAGUGGUAGCUUUUAUGGACACAGUACAUAGUGUUUUGUGCUUAGUGGGGACAGCCCUUUCUGACAGGAAUGGAUGUAAUUAUACAAAAAGAACUACAAGAAUGGUGACAUACCAGUUAUUAUUACAUUUGUCUAUGUUAUUUACAUAUGCCAAUAUCAUAUUAUUGUGUAUAGCAAUUAUUUUACACAUCACUUGCACUGCACUUCGAUGCUUAUUGCCUACUAUAGGCCAUCUGAUAGUGCCUCCCUAGUAGGCAAUGAAGUUAAUUUGCUCAAAGAAUCACACAAGCAAGAUUUUGUAUGUUGUUGUUGCAGAUUGUUGUACAACUGUGAGCACAAGUUGUUUGGAAAACAAAGCAGACACUGGCAUUCUCCUCUAAAAGUAGGCACACUUCAAGCUAUUCCCCAGUUCUGCACCUUGGCAAAUGAGGCAGCAAAGCGUUUGAUCGCUCGGCAGCUUGCACCUUCCCUGUGUUUUCUCCGGCGACCAGCACGGUGAGCACGGUGUAAAAAUAGAGGCGAGCAGCGCGGUGCGCAGCAGCCGGUCCCCAGGGGAGCCCGUGUCACACACAGUGCGACCGCAUGCUAACGAAUUCUCAUUGCGUGAGGCGGAGGGGUGGGGGGGCAGAUUCUCAGCAUGGACUUGCUGUUCCUACAGGAGCUUUGUGGAACCCCUGGCAACCACUGCACUCUCUCUUUUAUCCAAUGCAUGAAAACAGUGAGAUUCCACACACUGAAAAAAAAAUGUGAUGCUUGAAAUUGAAUUUGAUGUUUCUUCAAAUUUGCUUUAAUCAAGCAAAAAUGUUUACAUCAUUUCCAUGAAAUAUAUCACAACACAAUUAAGGCCUAAAAUACAUAAACUGAAAGACAGAAUUGUGCUGAUGUAAUGCAGUUUAUUGAUGAGAACAUCAUGUAUGCAUUUGAAUUGCAAUUAGUGCAUCACAUUUUUUAGUGUUAAAAUUUUUAGUGCACUUUAUUUUUCCACUAAUAAAUGUUCCAGAUCCUUUCUGAAUAAUUAUUCCAUUACAAAAAAUGUAAAAUCUGUUGCCUAUAGCCUACUUUAUGCUGCACUAUAAAAGCUACGCUCCACAUGACAGAAGUUGCAGCAGAUAGAGUUUAGAUUGAAAACUGUUGCAAUUCUCCUUCAAAAUAUUAAAGUCAAACAUUCCUUGGAUGGUCUAGAUUUUACCUUAAGGAGGGAGCGAUGUGACACAUCUGCUAAACCUGAUAAUCAACUAAUGAAUUAAAUUAGGCAUGUUGAAGCAGGAAAAUCACCCAACUGUGCUGGAAAAAAGCCCUCCAGGGCUUCAGUUAGGCCUAGUGAGAUAGUUGUUGAUGUUUUGUCUGUAAUAUCGUAUUGUAACCACAGUGUGUCGUCAUCUGCCAGUGAAAGACAGCCUGAAGGUGUGUCUCUAUGCCUCCUUUUUCUCCUCCAUAGCAUCUCCAAAAUGUCAGUGGACCAGCCCCCUCCACCCCCACCUACCCCAUUUUCUCCUGCCCCAGCUAAGCUCAGCUGCAAGACAGUGCCUAUUAGUGAUUUCUAGAGCACUGUCCUGAUGUCUAGUCUGUAUGUACGCAUAUUAUUGUGCUGUUCAGAAAUGAUGUCAAAGGCUUUAUUCAGACAGGCAGCUCAAAUCCAAUUUUUGGCAUGUCUGGUUUGAGAAGGAAAGAGUUUCUGCAGUGUGAAAGGCAAAAAGGAUAGAUGAAAUUCUUUUUCCAAUUCAAGCUGCAUUUGUAUUUCACAUUGGUUUUAAAUGCGAUUUCAAUUUGAACAUGUCACUCAGUUUGGCCAGUGAAAAAGCACAAACAGAAUCAGAUUAUAUUUGAAUAUAUAUGUAUAUAUAUAUUAAGGCACAGUAACACAGACAGCCUAUUUAAAAAAUUUUAAAAGAAUAUUUGGUACAUAAAACUACACAAAUAUUAUGAGUGGACCACAAAGCAAGAGAUAAAUAGAAGAAAAAUGUUUGAUAUAGGUCCUGUAAUGUCAUUGAACUGUGUAAGUGAAAGUGAAAAUAUAAUGUUAACAUCUGUCAGCUUAUUUGAAGUUAAAUAAAAUCCUAAUUUUGAUGUAAUAAGUUCCAUUUUCACCAAAAUGCAUCCCCGGUGGGAUCAGAUUUUACUUUUCCCAUGUAAAAAGCAUAUCAACACGUAAUUUCCAUUUUAUUUUUAUUAAGUACAUUAAGAGUUGAUGAGCUUGGCUCGGAUGCUUUCACCUUUUUUUGAGAAACUCUAGCCUUCCAUAUGCUCCAUCUUUUCUUUUAUUGUUUAUCCUUUCACCUGCUCGGCAGGUGCAUUUCCUUUCACAUAAUUGUGUGCAGUAUACAGAUACAAUUACAAUAUACAAUAUGUAUACAAUUUUAUACAGAUAGUAAAGUCGCAUUCAGUCUCCAACCACCUCCAAGUGUGGUUUGAGUGAUCCAAUUGUAAUCUGUUUACAGUGCAUCCUGGGGGUGUUUACACCUGGCUUUUCAUGCAGUCAAAUGGAUUCCGGAUAGAACAGCCUUUUUACUCCUUGCAUCAACAUGCACUGUGAUCCGAUCACCUAAAACACAUUUUAAUGUAGGGUGUAAACAGGCUCUUAAGCGAAAGAUGUAGCAUCUGAGGGGCUGGAGUGUUCCCCAAACCAUGUGCCUUCUUGUACUCUGGGCUGAUGGAGGAAUUCUAGCCAAGCUCAUUUUGUAACUGGGAGAAAAGUAAAUUAAAGUAAAACAGAAACGAUGCAUGUCUUGAUGUGCUUUUUACGUGGGAAAAUAAAAUUGGAUCUCAUCUGGCCAAGCUGUUGACACAUUUUAGAGAAAAGGAUGAAUGGAAUCCCGUUCAGCUUUGUCCAGAUAUGAUCCGGACACAAAACGUGUUAAUAAAAGGGGUAAAUGGAAUUUAAUUUAAGAGAUCCUGAUUUGACCAGCUCUCUGCACAAAGCUUUUGAAUUUGCCUCAUGUCACCCCUGCCGUAGUCCAGGCCCCAGACUUGCACCUUGCCGAGCACAAUCCAACAAAAGGAUGGUUUCAACAGUGCUCAAUUGCAGGACUGAUUAACAGACGGACAGAAAGAGUGAGAGUGAUGUAGAGGUGAAGGCUCUCUGUUCAAAUUUCCAUCGUGGGCUCUUCUCCUCCACUGCACCAUCAGUACAAACAUCAGAAAUGUUUGCGGGACUAUGACAAAUGAGAGCUACACAAACAGGGAGAACAAAGACUACACUCUGCACUGCUAGCGUGCACACACACACACACAUGCACAGCACAGGAAAAGAUGGCUUUAAUGAGCUACAUUAUCACAUACAAGCACAUCAUUCGAAGCACAAAUGAAUGCAGUAAAUUGUAAUCAAGGCUACAAGAAGUUUUUGUUGUUGCAGAGGCUUGAAAUGCGAUAUGGUCAGGUGGAACAUGGAUGCUACUGUCUUAAAACCUGAGAGUAUCUUGCAGAUCUUUAGUCAACGACUCCAGAUUUAUGUGAAGGUGUUUCCAUAUUAGGUGCUCAUGCACUUAAAAAAUUGCCUUAUAAUAUAAGGUUCCAAAAGGUGUAACUUCAUAAUGCAUCCUUAUCAGCCUGAUUGACUAAAAGAAGUCAAAGAAUCUAUGACUUUAAAGAGGUAAUUAUUUAUUGAUGAGCCAAUAAUGCAUCCUCUUAUGAUGAAAGCACAUUGUAGGCUGUACUCUGACAUCAUAGAAAUGAUAAAAUUACUCUUACUUUCCAAAAUUCACAGCAGGAGUUUGAUCAUAUAUCAUAUAUAUAGUAAAAUGUCUUGAUGUUGUCUGGUUCAUUAAAAAAAAACAAGAUUUAUUUCAAAAUAAAAGUCUGCAGAGUAGGAUGUCUUUGAGCAAAAUAUUGAUACAGAGUUAUAAACAAUGCAGGAAUUGACAGGAUUCGCCCAGAUGAUUAGCUUUGAUCAUUGAUGUUGUGUUCCAGGAAAGGUGGCAAGUAACUCACAUCCCAAGGAAAUAUAUCACCUUAUAUUUUUCAAUAAUAUUACGUAUAUUUUACCUACACAUGCCCAAAUUGACAUAUAGAAAUAUAGUGACAUAUAUGACAAUAUAUUGGCAUUUAAAUGUUUAAAAAUGGCACAGUUAAAUGUAUUUAGCACAUUUUAAAACAUCACAUAUAUUUUUAAUAUGAGCAAAUAUAUGUACAGAUGUUUUUCUUUCAUGUGGGAGGAGAGGUAUGUCAGUGGUACAGUUUUAAAUAUUUAUUUUUUUUGUCAGUGUUGUCUCCAGUUACAGGAUUGAACUAACCUUAGUGUUAUGUAAGUCAUUAAGACAAUCUAGAACUCACCAAAUAUGUUAGGGAUGCACCCAUUCUAUUUUUUUAUGGUUGAUAAAAGUCUUGAUUUACACCCAAUUGGCCUUUGUUUUUGGGCCAGUUUUUAAAAUUUUUAUUUAUUUAUCUUUGUUACCUGACUGUAUGGGAUAAAUGUGGGACACUGUGGGAUAAAUUAACAAACAAAACACGCUAGCACAUUUUCAGCACUUUCUUUUAACCAUAACCAAAGUCACAAUGUAAACAACGUCACAGGCAAAACUGCCAUUUUUGAUUCUUAAAUGAAAAAUCAGUUACAUGUAGUAUCAAAUAAAACGCAGUACUGGAAGUGAGAGAUAACCGUGAAUUUAGCACAUUGAGUCAUGCAUAAUUGUGUUAUGACAUAUAGGUAGUAUACAAGAACAAGAACAUUCAAGUACAGUGCAAGUGUACCACCUCACAUAAUUUACAGUAAGUUACAAAAUGCAACCUAGAUUAAAACCAGAAUAAUAAAUUAGCUUAUUAUCUAGACUGUAUAUGAGGAGCAAAACUGAUCUUAGCUGAUUCCCCUAAAACUGUCAUGCAGCCUCCGGAAUCCCUUGUGGAAAUGGACUCGAUCUCCCAGAAUCCUCUGGGAGAUCACGUGACAUCACAGCUGACACAACGCCCCUCUCAGCGCUCUAGGUCUCAUUGAUGAGCAUCACCUGGGUGAUGCACUUGGGAUGUCAUAUAGCCCGGGCUAUAGCUUAGAGACAUUGCGAAGUAUUGAUUCACCUGGUGUUGAUUUACUGAGCGGUUUUUCUAUUGUUAUAUCAUUCAUGUAUGGCCUACUGCUAUUCAUUUUCAGUUUAUGCACUUUCUGCCCUGCCCUUUGGAUGUAUUUACUGCUUUCUCUGAUUUUUGGAUUUGAACUCGGCCUGUUUUUGUGACUACGAUUUGGAACCCUGUUGAUAUCAGUAAAAGCCCUUUCGACUACAAUCAUCUGCAAGCGUCUGACUGUGCUGGAAACCUUACAAAAACCUAAUUCACUCGUUAUUCUUUCCAUAGUAGUAGCCUUACUGCAACAAAAUACAGCACGCUAUGAGCGCUAGGUGGUGUAACUAAAUUGACUUAACAAGGCAAAAUUGAAUUUGUCGAAAACUAUUAAGCCAAUUGCAACUCUGGGGCCUCUGGCCAUUUCCAUUAAGUCUCACAAGUAGAAUAGACAAGAUUGUUCUAGCUGGCUUAUCAUUUUCAAGUGGUGCUGGGGGGACAUGGUAUUUGUGAGCAAAUGACUAUACUGUACAUGUAUGUAAAUUGUGAUUCUGAGUAUAAUAACUGUAAAUAUUGGUGUAAAUUUUGUUAAUUUACUGUGAAGAGUAUAUAUUGUAUGACUGUAUACAAACGGGUGUAUUCUUGUAUCCUUAAGUAUAAUGUACAUUAUAAACUUAGAAUAUCUAUUUUGUACAUGUCUCCGUACCAGUGUACAUGUUGUAUGUGAUGCUUGUGACUGAUGUGUCAAAAAAGUGUGUUGAAAAAUGCAGGGUGUUUUUUUUCUUCGUUCUUAAUUUUGUUUUUUGUUGUUGUUUAGUUUUUUUAAGUGUGAUGUUGUGAGACCUGAUGUUUUCGUUGGUUCUUCCCAGUUAAAGGGCCUCAGGACCGUGAACUGUCUGUGCUACUGUCUGUCCUCUGGACCUCUUCACCUUAGUUCCCUUAAAACGACUUAGGAUUUUGUUGUAAACGUUGGUUUUAAUCAGUGUAGCCGUCAACAUAUUAUUUAAUACCAACUAGACCUUCUGUAUUUUACUCAGUGUGGUUAAUCUGCAAUAUUAUUGUUUUUUGCUGCUGUCAGAUUUUGUGAAAAUGUCAAACAUUCACGCACUUCUUUAGUUCAGUGUGUUGGUUGUCAUUAGAGAAGAAAGAUGAUAGAAUACCUUUAGCUAAAGCAAACGCAUUCUUUAUGUCUCCAAAUAUAAUGACACACGAUAACAAUCAAAAAUGAAAUAGUAACGCACUCUGGCAGUGCACUUUUUAUCAUUAGGAAUGUUUAUUGUGAAUGUAAAUGCAUUUUGAUCCCCUUAAAGUGCUGUAAUAUUAUUUUACUUAUUUAAUGUGAAACACAGCCAUGCCUUUUCAGAAAAUGUUUAUGCUUUUAUCUUUAAAAAAAAUGAUGUAAAGUCUACACAUUUGUGCUGUACUAGAUUUAGGUGCAAAAAAGCAAUAUUUCUGCAGGCACUAAACAUGGGUAGAUGAACUGUGGGACAGAUCAAGUGUGAGGUAAUAUCAGAGUCAUAGAGCCUGUUGGGACCAGCACUGGUGGCGUAGCUCUUUUCACGAAAUAGAACGCUGUCAUCGUGCAGUGUAUUUUAGGCCUUUCAACUUGAUAUGACCCCACACCAAACCCUCUUCGUUAGGGUGCGAGCACAUUCAUAUACUAGCCAAAUGUACUCUUUUACUCUUAGCUGUACUGAGGACUCUUCUGAUGUCAGUGUCAUUGAUAUUGUACAGUAUUUCUGACACACAGAAAAUAUAUGACUACUGUAUAUUGACCAUCACAAAAGUCAACAAUAAAGAGUUGAUUCUCA
Pygocentrus nattereri (red-bellied piranha) is the source of this 10306-nucleotide messenger RNA. It is a transcript of the gene slc6a17, whose product is annotated as solute carrier family 6 member 17. The coding region runs from base 1 to 2196 and encodes 731 amino acids. The record is from RefSeq and is a predicted model, not a curated record. Lineage: Eukaryota; Metazoa; Chordata; Actinopteri; Characiformes; Serrasalmidae. Gene Ontology annotation, biological process: glycine transport; proline transport; alanine transport. Gene Ontology annotation, cellular component: synaptic vesicle; plasma membrane. The transcript is spliced from 11 exons.